Messenger RNA from Diatraea saccharalis (sugarcane borer), 990 nucleotides. NCBI's taxonomy places the organism in Eukaryota, Metazoa, Arthropoda, Insecta, Lepidoptera, Crambidae. The record is from the annotation of a GenBank genome assembly.
AUGUCCGAUAGAUUGCGGACGCCCCAUAACAGGUCGCGUCACGGCAAUGUCGAUAGGUCUCGCAGUAGGCCGCGUAGACGUGAUUCUAAUCGUGAGCCGCGUGGGCAGAGCCCUGGCUGUAGAUCUUAUAGGCGGAAUAAUGAUCGUAGGUCGCGCAGUCGCACUCGAACGCCCUCAGCGUCACGUGAUGGAGGUUUUAUCAUGCAGCAGACUUUAAAUUCAAUUUUAACAAAAUUGAAUGCACUUGAAAAUAAUAACAUUUUGUCGAAUAAUACUCAUAACCGUGAAUGCGUGGUUCAAACAGGAUCGGUGGUUACUUGUGCUCAGGAUCUACCCGAAAUGACAGCUGAUAGGGCGGUUCUGAUGAGACGCCGUUUUGAUGAUAUUGAGUGUACUUUGGUGCUGGUUGGUGGACAUGCGGACUCUAUGCCUCUGUCCUUCGUGCAGACACGCGGACUCGAUGCCUCUGUCUUACGUGCAGACAUGCGGACUCUAUGCCUCUGUCCUACGUGCGGACAUGCGGACUCUAUGCCUCUGUCCUACGUGCGGACAUGCGGACUCUAUGCCUCUGUCCUUCGUGCAGACACGCGGACUCGAUGCCUCUGUCUUACGUGCAGACACGCGGACUCGAUGCCUCUGUUCUGUGUUGAGAUACGCGGACUCAAUGCCUCUGUCUCAUUUAUAGGUUGGAAUCGCCACAGUAGCAAAGCUCCGACGACAACGAGCCCGUUGCUGGACCGACGUGGGCACCAGACUACAGGUCAACAUUGCCAAGCUUACCGUGACUUGAUUGGACUCCGGUCAUCGAGGAGUCGAGGACAACUCCACGUCAGGAGAGGCCGAAUUAGUACGCUCUCCCACUACAAGUUAGCAACUACCCCCAACUCCUAUAUAAGAAGCGCGCACGUUACCAACGGCUCAUUAGCUGGCUGGCGCUCGGACUGUGAACAUUGCUCUUGUCGUGACCUGUUUGUGUGGUAUAUAACUUAA